AUGUCAGGAAGGAACUACAAAUUGGCCAAUAGCUCAUUGUCCCCUAGUGGAUGCUCCACCUCUUAUUCAGAUUGCAUAUACAAGGCGUCGGAGUCUGUGAGAACGGGAGUUUAUAGCACCGACAGCUUUCCUAGAACGGCAUAUAGAAGAAAAGCUUAUCAUAAAUUCUUAGUAUCUCCUUGUGCUUUCAACACACAAGACAGAAGAAUAUAUGCAAAGUCCUCAAUUCCUUUAUAUAACGUAGAAUUUAUAAUUCGUAUUGGGAUCAGCAACCUGUAUAUCUGGAAAAUAUGUAUUAAAUGUUGUAGUUGA
Acanthoscelides obtectus is the source of this 312-nucleotide messenger RNA. Lineage: Eukaryota; Metazoa; Arthropoda; Insecta; Coleoptera; Chrysomelidae. The record is from the annotation of a GenBank genome assembly.